CUCGUCUGCUACAUUUACUCUUCACGUCUUCUCAGUCUCAAAAGUUCACAUCACAAGCAGUCAAUCCACACAAGUUGACAGGGCAUUCCAAAGUGCAUACACCUUGAGCACUUGCUCUCUCCCCGUCCAUUCGCCCGUCACCGCCUUUCGUCUCCAUCUCCAGCCUCUCGGCCGAAGCAGCGUGUUGAACAUGUCGAAACGUUCCAACACGGCCAAUGGGCCAGAAAAGGCCGUCAACAGCACAUCAAAUGCUAAGACCCAAGACAAACAAUCCUACCUCCUCCACACCCCGAACCCCGGCCACUUCAGCCUCAUACGCGCCUACCACCUCGCCGACUUCAUCACGCUCAUGAACGGCUUCUGCGGCUUCAUGUCUAUCACCUCUUCCAUGCGCUACUGCAUCAACCCCCACGACCACCGCCCCCUCUGGUUCGCCCUGGGCUUCAUGCCAUUUGGCCUCUUCUUCGACUUUUUCGACGGCAAAGUGGCGCGUUGGAGGAAGAAGAGCAGUCUGAUGGGACAAGAGUUGGACUCGUUGGCUGAUCUCAUCUCCUUCGGCGUAGCCCCCGCCUCCUGCGCCUUCGCCAUCGGCCUCCGCACGCCCCUCGACCAGCUCCUCCUCACUGGCUUCGUGCUCUCCGGCCUCGCGCGCCUCGCCUGCUUCAACGUCACCACCGGCACCAUCCCCAAAGACGCCAGCGGCAAGGCGUCGCACUUCCUCGGCCUCCCCAUCCCCACGAGUCUGACCAUCGCCGCGCUGAUGGCGUACUGGGUGUCGCAGGGCUGGAUUCAGGAGCGGAUCCCGUGGGGAACGGUGGCGAAGGGGUCGGUGCUGGAGAUGCAUCCCAUGACGCUGCUUUUUGUGUUUCACGCUUGUUGUAUGGUGUCACGAUCGUUGCAUGUGCCCAAGCCGUGAGCGUGGUUGUUCUAUGAGGGAUCGAGACGGCGACGUGAGUAUGGCAACAGGCGAUCACUUGAGUAGCGAAAUACAGCAACGACGAUGGAAAUGAAGCAUUGACGAGAUUCAACA
Molecule: messenger RNA, 1030 nt
Organism: Neohortaea acidophila
Lineage: Eukaryota; Fungi; Ascomycota; Dothideomycetes; Mycosphaerellales; Teratosphaeriaceae
Exons: 3
Coding region: 191-916 (241 amino acids)
Biological process (GO): phospholipid biosynthetic process
Cellular component (GO): membrane
Molecular function (GO): phosphotransferase activity, for other substituted phosphate groups
Source: RefSeq, a predicted model, not a curated record